UAGAGUUCUCAGUACUCGCGUCGUGAUCUGAUCCUCUCUCUUCUCUUCCUUCGAACGUUGGAUCUCCCGCUUCUGAGGUGCUAUCUGAAUAUACCAAUACAUCUUGUCUUUUGCAAAAAAGUCCAUCGCUCAGCCCACCAACAUGAGGGUUUUCUCCUCGACGUGCACUUUCGACUAUUCAUGGGAGGAAGUCUCUGCGGCAAACUGGCGCAAAUACUGCCCGUGGAAUGAUAAAUCGACACAUGUCGUGGCAGUAGACACCUUGUCUCGGGCGGUUGAUGCGACAACUGGCAUCCUGCGCACGGAGCGUCUUAUCACCUGUAACCAAUCAGUGCCACAAUGGGUGCUGUCAUUAUUCGGAGGCAGUCCUACGUCUCACGUUUACGAAGUGUCAUAUGUUGACCCGAGCUCCAAGAAAGUCACGAUGUGCUCAACCAACCUUACGUGGUCCAACGUCCUGAACGUCAGGGAAACCGUUGUUUAUCAGCCUUCGUUGUCCAAUCCAUCUUCAACUACCGAAUUUAACCAAGAGGCGAAGAUCACUGCCCUGUGUGGCGGGUGGCAGAAGAUAAAGAACAAGGUAGAAGAGGCCAGUGUGGAGAGGUUUAGCCAGAACGCGAAGAAGGGUCGAGAAGGGUUCGAAGCGGUCCUUGAGAUGAGCCGACGAGUCUUCAGUGAACAACGUGAACUUGACAGCAAUAAACUCCAGUCCUGAUUCAGAGCGUGCUUGUGUUUACGGAGUAUCGGUUCACAUUGAUCAUUAUGCAUUAUUCCAGCGUUUGCAUUGAUUGGCGUCUCUUUUUAUAUAUCUUCCUCCUUCGUCUAAUUGUCUCUCCAUGAAGCGUUUUGUGUGAUGGGCUUGCCCUUUUGCGACAUUCUCGACUACCAUCUACCCGUGACAUCUUUUGAUGCUCUAGCUUCAGCUCAAUUCCGUCUUUCCUAAUCAGCGGUGG
This is a messenger RNA of Aspergillus sclerotioniger CBS 115572, 953 nucleotides long. RefSeq names its product putative mitochondrial protein sorting (Msf1). Gene Ontology annotation, biological process: phospholipid transport. The transcript has 2 exons. The record is from RefSeq and is a predicted model, not a curated record. The coding region runs from base 143 to 715 and encodes 190 amino acids. NCBI's taxonomy places the organism in Eukaryota, Fungi, Ascomycota, Eurotiomycetes, Eurotiales, Aspergillaceae. Gene Ontology annotation, cellular component: mitochondrial intermembrane space. Gene Ontology annotation, molecular function: phosphatidic acid transfer activity.